CACAAUGUGGCUACAAUGUUAAUUUAAGUUUCUUUAUUGUUUAUGUUCAAGUAACAGUUUUUUUUGUUGUUGUUUUCAUUCAUUUAUAAUGUACAACAACAUUAGUCAUACAGUAGGGUCCACCCACUUUUACAGGAAGAGUGCUGCAUAAGUUUCGUUUUCUUCAUUCUUUCAUUUCCAACAGAACGGAAGAAGUGGUUACUCAGUGUAGAAUUGAGAACAGCAGGCAUGACAGAGAACCCAGAAACAGAUCGAUACAGCGGCGAAAGAAGAAGAAACUUAAAUAUAAGAAAUGUUCAAGGAGGGCUGAAGAGCUGUGGGAACUAUUUCAUCAUGAAGUUUCUAGAUCUUUACAAAAAACAUCAAACAAAAGACAUCCGUGCAUAUCUGAAUGAGGCACUACACUGCAUCUUCUUUUUAGGCAACAUUCACACGUUGAAAAUUAAGCCUGCAGAAUUCUUUACCAGCAAUGAAUUGUUAACACUAAAGAGAAUGUUUCCAGACCCUUUUGAGAAAUACGCCACCCACCUGCCGAGCCGCACUCCUUUUUCCAUCCUACUUGACGCGAUUGUACAGAUUAAAGGCAGUCAGAAUCAAAAUGAGGUCAUGGACUAUCUGUGGACUUUCUUAAAAGACCUGAAGGUGCCAAAACCCAACACUAAUACCAAAAAAUAUUGGAACCAUUACACCUUGGAGGCCACUGUCAUCUGUAUUUGUCAUAAUGAAAGGACAGGGAUACAAAAACCAAAAAACUUCUACGGAGCGUCCCUGUCCUGCAAGGGGAAGGUGGAGCAGGAGGUCAUAAUCUCGCUCUCGUGUCUGGAAACAUGGAAUGCAGCAGUGGCUCAUGCAGUGUGCCUUGCAGACAGUGGUGGUGCCAUCAAUCUUCCACAAACAGUAAAAUGCAAAGCCUUUAAAAGAAAGUGGGGAACAGGCCAGUAUUACGGAGACCCGCCAUGCUCAAAGUGCAUUACUAUAUUCCAAGGUGCUUCGUUCGAGCCUUGUCAACUUGAAGCUGGUAAGGCACCAACAUGGCCCUACGGCCACUGUGCUGAAACAGAAUCUCUCAGCAAGCUCCUCAAUGCAGAGCCAGCACUCUGUCAACAAGUAGAGAUUCUUAACAAUGCAACUAACCUUAAAAGAGAUAAUGUUGUGAACAAUGCAAAAGACAGACUGGUCAGCCUGCUUGGAGGGAAAGAUUUUGUGCUUAAUGGCACUGAAUUUCAGUUCUUUUCCCCUUAACCUCCCCUCAUCUGUAUCCUAACCUCAAAUCAAGCUAAUCCCUGAUCCCCCACUGGCUCAAAUAAAAAAUUAUAAAGAGUCACAAACAGCCUAUGCAGUUUUGAGACAUUAAACCAAUCUCCUGGUUUACUCAUUCUGCAACAGUAACCAUUUUAAUUGCCCUAAGAUGUCUGUAGUCAUCAACUUCAAGUGUCCUGAAACCUUUUCUUAUGGUAGUCGUUUAGGGCUUGUGUGUGUAUUUGUAUAUUUUCGUAAAAAAUUAAAAAGCUGUCUAAACUGUA
Polyodon spathula (Mississippi paddlefish) is the source of this 1523-nucleotide messenger RNA. RefSeq lists its product as uncharacterized. The record is from RefSeq and is a predicted model, not a curated record. Lineage: Eukaryota; Metazoa; Chordata; Actinopteri; Acipenseriformes; Polyodontidae. The coding region runs from base 229 to 1242 and encodes 337 amino acids. The transcript has 6 exons.